AUGGCCAUCACAAAAUAUCUCCUUCCAACCAUCGCGUUGGCAGGAAGCGCCAUAGGCCAAUGCAGUAACAGUGCCACCCUGACCAUCACCAAAUCCGCUGAUGCGAGUCAAAUUGGCUCUUGCACAACUUACAGCGGCUCCGUUGCAAUCCCAACAGAUGUUUCAGAUGCUCAGGAUUCUAGUGGUCACAACGGGCUCUCCAUACAGGGCGUUGAAAAGAUUGUGGGUAACGUCACAGUCGACAGCGCUAUCAACCUGGCCAGCCUAUCUUUUCCAGACCUUCAAGAAGUCAGCGGCCUACAGCUCGGCGGUUUGACGGUUCUCUCGGAGUUAUCGCUGCCACAAAUACAGUCAAUAGAUCGGAUAAACCUCACGGCCCUUCCUGCAUUACAACAGUUCUCCUUCGGCAACACCGGGGUCACUCAGUCUCAAAGCAUACUGAUCACCAACACUGGCUUGACCACUCUCAAGGGUCUGGAUAAAUUAGACACUAUCAACAGCUUCAACGUCAACAAUAACCCCGGCCUGCAAAACGUCAGCCUUGGAAUUUCAAGCAUUAAAAAUGCGAUCAGGAUUGAAGCCAACAACGGUGAUCAAAACGGCACGGAUGCCUCAUUCCCUCAGCUUGAGUCGGCCAUGAACAUGACCUUUCGUAACUGCAGCUCUGUGUCGCUUCCUGCGCUCACCAAUGUUUCUCAAUACCUCGGUUUCUACGGGAAUUCUUUCGAAUCUUUUGCUGCCCCUAAUCUUUCGACCACGGGAGGAUUGGUGUUUGUCGAGAAUGCUGCCUUGUCCAACAUCUCUAUCCCAGGCUUGACAACAAUCAAUGCCAGCUUCCAGAUCGCCAACAAUACCAACCUUAAGAAGAUUGAUGGAAUUCAGAAGCUUUCAGUCGUCACUGCCUCUUUUGAUCUGAGUGGAAACUUCUCUGAGCUUGAUCUGCCAAAUCUGAGUCAGGUCCGAGGGGCCUUCAAUUUGCAGACAUCGGCUGAAUUCGAUUGCAAGCCGUUUGAUGAUGCCAGAAAGACCAAGAUCAAGGGAAAAUAUCAAUGUGCAGGUCAACAAUCUAAACCAGGUGGACAGGGUACCAAGCCAUCCUCGACCGGCAGCGGCGCCAAGCCAACAGGCGCUGCUGGCUUCAAUGCCGUCAAUCUCCCUGCGCUUGUUGGUGGCACCUCUUUCAUCGCUGGAUUGCUCCAGAUGGCACUGUAA
Bacidia gigantensis is the source of this 1212-nucleotide messenger RNA. RefSeq lists its product as uncharacterized. Gene Ontology annotation, biological process: fungal-type cell wall organization. Lineage: Eukaryota; Fungi; Ascomycota; Lecanoromycetes; Lecanorales; Ramalinaceae. The transcript is spliced from 3 exons. Gene Ontology annotation, cellular component: fungal-type cell wall; plasma membrane. The coding region runs from base 1 to 1212 and encodes 403 amino acids. The record is from RefSeq and is a predicted model, not a curated record.